Molecule: messenger RNA, 1762 nt
Organism: Cynara cardunculus var. scolymus (artichoke)
Lineage: Eukaryota; Viridiplantae; Streptophyta; Magnoliopsida; Asterales; Asteraceae
Product: aldehyde dehydrogenase family 3 member H1
Exons: 10
Coding region: 125-1603 (492 amino acids)
Biological process (GO): aldehyde metabolic process
Cellular component (GO): cytoplasm
Molecular function (GO): aldehyde dehydrogenase (NAD+) activity
Source: RefSeq, a predicted model, not a curated record
GCUUACGCCUCGUUUUGCUGGUAAACUACUAUACAGCCGUCCUCACGUCACUCUCCUUGUUCAUAUCUCCAUAUAUACAGGUGUAGCUGCUGCUUAUUAUUUCAUAUUGAUAUUGUCGUCAACAAUGGCGUCAGAAGAUGUUAAGGAUUCUCCGGCGAUGGUGGUGUUCGAUACAGAGGCUGCCAACAGUUUAGUCAAGGAGUUGAGAAGCACGGUUAUCGCUGGAAAGACCAAGAGCUAUGAAUGGAGAGUAUCACAGUUGAAGAGUUUGUUGAAGAUGGUGGAAGAUCGCGACAAGCAGAUUUGUGAUGCUCUAUUCUCCGACCUCUCCAAGCCUGAGAUGGAAGCUUUCAUCCACGAGAUUGCUAUGAUAAAGGCAUCCUGCAAGUUGGCACUGAAGAAGCUAAAAGAUUGGAUGAAACCAGAAAAAGUGAAAACCACUUUAGGUACUUUUCCAUCGUCAGCAGAAAUAGUGCCAGAACCAUUGGGCGUUAUACUGAUCAUAUCAGCGUGGAACUACCCAUUCUUGUUAUCUGUUGAUCCGGUCAUAGGAGCAAUUGCAGCUGGGAAUGCUGUUGUUCUGAAGCCCUCAGAGGUUGCUCCAGCCAUGUCUUCAUUGUUGGCAAAACUUUUUGGAGAAUAUUUGGAUAACUCUGCAAUAAAAGUUGUUGAAGGUGCUGUUCCUGAAACGUCUGCGCUCCUGGAGCAAAAGUGGGAUAAAAUAUUCUACACAGGGAAUGGGAGAGUGGGGCGAGUCAUCAUGGCUGCUGCUGCAAAGCAUCUGACACCUGUAGUCUUGGAACUUGGAGGCAAAUCUCCUGUUCUAGUUGAUUCAGACAUUGAUUUAACAGUCACAGCAAGGCGUAUAGUAUCAGGGAAGUGGGGAUGCAACAAUGGACAAGCUUGUGUAGCUCCUGAUUACAUAAUAACAACAAAAAAUUAUGCUCCAGUGUUGAUAGACUCUAUAAAACAUCAGUUGGUCAAGUUCUUUGGAGAGGAUGCUCUGAACUCGCUAGAUUUGUCUCGGGUCGUGAAUUCCAAUCACUUUGCUCGGUUAACAAAGCUAUUGGAUGACGAUAGAGUUUCCGAAAAGAUAAUUCAUGGAGGUCAAACAGACAUUAACAACCUAAAGAUUGCUCCAACCAUUGUGCUUGAUGCCCCAGAAGACUCCCUGAUCAUGAACGAGGAGAUAUUUGGACCUUUACUUCCUAUAGUUACGGUCGACAAAAUUGAAGAUGGCAUCCACUUUAUCAAUUCUAGACCAAACCCGCUCGCAGCAUACUUAUUUACCAACAAGAAGCAGCUCAAGGAGGAGUUUGUGAGCAAUGUCUCUGCUGGUGGUGUACUCAUUAAUGAUAUCUCCUUACAUCUUAUGGUCGAUACAUUACCAUUUGGCGGAGUCGGAGACAGUGGAAUAGGGGCAUACCAUGGGAAAUUCUCAUUUGAUGCUUUCAGUCACAAGAAAGGCGUCCUACACAGAAGCUUUUACGGGGAUGCAUCAGCAAGGUACCCGCCUUACACACCAGGCAAGCUUAGGCUUCUCAAGGCUCUUUUAGAUGGCAGUAUACUUGGCAUCAUUCGUGCUCUUUUUGGCUGGUCCUAGAUGUAAAUCUGCAAUUUGUGUACCCAAAGAACCCGUUUGCUUUAAUUUCUGUCGAUAAGUAAAAUGUUCCAAUUAUAUCUACUUUUUACAUGAAUGCAUUUUGUAUAGUACAACUUCUUUCAGAAUGUUCUUUUGUGAUUCAAGAUUUCUUUGUCCUCA